AUGGUACGCCCCGGGGGGCGUGGUGUGGCAGUCGGCGGAAUCCGUAGUCGAACGUCGCGUUUUGCGCACCGUCGCCGCGAGAUAACCGCUCCUCAAGCAUCGGCGACGAUAAGGAGCAGAGCGAAAGCGAGUUCACGGCGCGCCCAUGCACCAUCGCUGAGACCAAACUUUACAACGACGAGCCUCUCUUGCCUUCGCCUCGACAUGAACCAUCAGCCGGUUGUUGUCAAUUCACUCCUCUGCUUUAUCCAUAAUUUCCGCGGCAAUCCACAAGUUCGCAGUCUUGUCGCAGAGUACUUCCCCAAGACGGCUAUAGCUGAGGCAAGGAACAUCCUUUGCUCGAAAGUGGCUGAUGAGUCGCCUGUACCGGAAGACGUCUUCGACCUCUAUGAUUUACUUGUGACCAGAGAAGAACAGAUGCAGUUUGCUGCUACUGAUCUCACCAUAUUGCCGCUAGCCUUACUCUCAAAGGACGAGGAUAAAAAUGAAAUUAUGCGAGAGCUAAAGACCUUGCGCACGUUUAUCUCAGACGCGCUCGACGGUCGCAUAGAGGACGCACCACAAUCAAGGUAA
This is a messenger RNA of Strongylus vulgaris, 573 nucleotides long. NCBI's taxonomy places the organism in Eukaryota, Metazoa, Nematoda, Chromadorea, Rhabditida, Strongylidae. The record is from the annotation of a GenBank genome assembly.